CGACUGCUCACGGAGAGAGAAAGGGACCGCACGAAUUUCGAGCAAGAGAAGGCGAAACUACAAGAAGAAUUGCAAGCGACGAACGUUCAUUUGUCGAACACUGAGGCUGCGUUUAACGAUGUACAUCAAAAAUACGAAAAGGUGAAAGGAGUCGUAUCGGUAUAUAAAAAUAAUGAGAUAGUGUUAAGAGAAGGUAUCCAGGAAAAUAUGGAAACUAUAAAAUGCUUACAAACGCGGUACGAUAGUUUGAAGAACCAUGCCGCCUCUCAGUUGGAGAAGGCUAAUUCUGAUUUGGAGAAUAUACGAAAGCAACACGAAGAUGAAAUAGUCAAGCUUCAUGCUAUGGUAAGGAAAGCAGAGCUUAAAAGUAACUCGCUGGCCGAACUGGUUGAACAGAAGGCUAAAGAAAACAAAGAACUGACACAAAUAUUGGAUGAGGUGAUCGCCAGGGUAG
Messenger RNA from Nomia melanderi (Alkali bee), 454 nucleotides. Lineage: Eukaryota; Metazoa; Arthropoda; Insecta; Hymenoptera; Halictidae. The record is from RefSeq and is a predicted model, not a curated record.